AAUUGAUCUAAAAGGGGCGGGGCCAAUAACUAUAUACUUCCGUCGCUAUACCCAAACGGAACAAUGGACAGCCGGUCACCCAGGGAAGUUAACGACAAUCCCGGCAUUUCACUGAAUGACAUUUGAUACAACAAGGACCUUUUAUACUUCAGAGCAAAGUUCUGUCGAACGAUGUCGUGUGUAAUUACAUGAGUGAUAUUCAUAGUGUAGAAAACAAAGUUAUGAAUGUUGUCAAGAGGAAACAGUGAUUGACUUUCAAUCACGUCAUAUAUAUGUUACAAGACGGCAGAACUGGGAGCGUAAAUGGUAAUAUUGACAUUACGUGUUAACUUGGGAAAAGGUAUUUGAUCAGCACGGUUGUGAUCCAUCGAGCGAACCGCCUGACUGGAGAUAUUAGAGACAAACAGCUCACGCCCGCUGGUAUCUGUGUGUGAAACUCGAGUUACUUUCGGUUUAUUAUAGGCGGUCGAUCAUUCACUCUCUGUCUGUGUCAAUACACAUCCAUCACCGGGUACUUACAACCCUUUUAUUAUCGUAUUGAUAUUCAUCGCCAGUCACGAUGGAGGGACAACUCAGCGCCGACAAUUUAAAAGCACACGAAGCCCACCUGAAGGAGUCGAGUAUACAACCAGAUAGCACUGUGGUAGAGGGUGCGACCAGCUCUUCCAAGUCAUCGCUAGGAGCCAAAAAAAUGGGGACUCCUUCUAAUAAACUUAGCCUCAAGGACAGACUGACUCUAGGAGGACAUUCUUCGAUGGAUGACAAGAAAAGUGAUGCUGGAAGUGGUUCAAAAUUGUCCAGCAGUAUGAACAGAACAAGGUUCAGUCGGCUUCGGACUAAACUUAAAAUGCAAAGUCUUUUUGGAGCGAGUUUAUCCAAGACAGGAUCUGAGUCUGGCCAUAAACCAAUCAAAUCGUUGGAAAACACCUACAAAGUAGAGCCAGAGGAAGGAACGCAGUUUUCCAUAGCAAACGCCGAGAAGAUUAUGACAAAUGUGUUUGAGGCGUAUCUGAAAGGGCGACAGUACGACGCAAAGAAGUUUCGACUCCUGUCGAAAUCUCUAGCAGACAUGAUAAAAGAGAGAGUGAAGCAGAGUGGAAUUGUCCGUUAUAAGAUCGUAGCUACGGUACUUAUCGUUGAGGACUGUGGUCAGUCUGUCCGACUGGGCAGUCGUUGUCUAUGGGACACGACGUACGACAAUCAAGCGACCGUUGUAUUCAAAGGAGAUGGGUUCGAGGCCGUCGGAUCAGUUUUCGCCACAUUUUUCGCCUAAAUUAUCCGCCAGUGCUGAGAUAUGGUGCUUGCUCUACGCAUAUAUUAUGAUAUUAUAUUGAUUUAUACCCGUCCGGAUAUAUAUAAAUUUUGACUCGUUUAUUAAAUGUUACAUGUGUUUAUAAUUAAAGUAAAAGUGGCUGUUUUAUCACGAUUAGUUUCAUAUUCGUUAAACAAUCUGUGUCUGACAAAUAUCAGUGUUGAUGAAUUUAUUUAAUUUGUUGAUGUUUUAUCCAAAUCGAGGAUUACUGCUUUCUAAGGCAUGUAAAAUGUCACUUGGAUGUGACGUGUGGAUGUUGGAUACAUUUACCUCCCUAUUAUCUGGUUAUUGAUCCACUUGCGGCGACUAUUUUGAAAGAAUUUGGAUGAGUGCGUGCUGUGAUAUAUCAAAAUAUAACGUAAUCCGUUUUUAACAUUUCAUGUAAUUUUAAGGAAGUUUUAAGUCAUGUGUUAUAGUCUGUAUCACAAGUGUUGUGCACAGUGGAACAUUAACUGGCUGAAUGAAUCACGAAAUGUAUUGAGGGAUAUAUUUCAUCGUCACGUAUUUCAUUUAAGAACUGGAUAUAUAUCGGUAAUGUGUAUUCGACUAGUGUUUGUUUAAAUAACAACACUCUUUUGUCCGUAGUUAAAACAUUUCGUGUUGGGAGAGUGGGCUCAUGUUGGGGAUUAUCAAACCGGACAAUCAUGACCGCCACUUCCUCCUGACUAUCACCAGUGUGUGUGUUGACCUCAUACAAAACCUCAUAAUUUAUUUGAACACGGUUGGAAGUUAAUCCCUAAGGUAAACGGUGGUAUAUAUCUAUAAACAUAUAUAUUGUGGGCGUUCGAAUUGUUCAUCAAUCGAAAACUGGUCCACCCAAUACAUGUAUUUGAAAUAUAUUGGAAAUAAAAUUUAGAUUACGUUUGAAAUAUAUGAAAAUGAAUUUUCCGUCCAUGAAUUAUUAAAAUUUUAAUUUU
Molecule: messenger RNA, 2229 nt
Organism: Pecten maximus
Lineage: Eukaryota; Metazoa; Mollusca; Bivalvia; Pectinida; Pectinidae
Product: tctex1 domain-containing protein 1-like
Exons: 1
Coding region: 560-1273 (237 amino acids)
Biological process (GO): microtubule-based movement
Cellular component (GO): cytoplasm; cytoplasmic dynein complex
Molecular function (GO): dynein intermediate chain binding
Source: RefSeq, a predicted model, not a curated record